Messenger RNA from Carassius auratus (goldfish), 1914 nucleotides. RefSeq names its product aldehyde dehydrogenase 3 family, member A2a (gene aldh3a2a). The coding region runs from base 172 to 1641 and encodes 489 amino acids. The transcript has 11 exons. Gene Ontology annotation, molecular function: 3-chloroallyl aldehyde dehydrogenase activity; aldehyde dehydrogenase (NAD+) activity. The record is from RefSeq and is a predicted model, not a curated record. NCBI's taxonomy places the organism in Eukaryota, Metazoa, Chordata, Actinopteri, Cypriniformes, Cyprinidae. Gene Ontology annotation, biological process: aldehyde metabolic process. Gene Ontology annotation, cellular component: cytoplasm.
AUUCACUGAGAUGAUUCAAAAUCCCGAACUCCAAAAAGUCCGACAAACUCCUCCCACCGGAAUUACAUAACCAGAGGUCGUCGUACUAGAAAAUCCACAUGGAAAAGACAAUUUAGACAACAGCUGAAGUAAACAAGAAUAAAUGAUCACAAUCUAGACUGACUUUCCACAAUGUCUCGGGAGCAGCAGGCUGUCCAGCAUGCCAGGAAGGCUUUCUUAACUGGAAGAUCUAAACCCCUGGACUACAGAAUUAAACAACUUCAAAACUUCAAGCGAUUCAUUAAGGAAAAAACAACAGACAUUGCCAGUGCCAUGAGAAAAGACCUCCAUAAGACUGCUAAUGCGACACAGUUGUUUGAGAUCCUUGGCUUGGAGGGAGAAAUCAAUCUGGCUGUCAGCAAGCUGGCUGAGUGGGCAGCUCCUCGUCCUGUGAAUAAAAACCUUCUCACCAUUGCAGAUGAUGUGUACAUACAGCCAGAGCCUCUUGGUGUUGUGCUUAUCAUUGGGGCAUGGAACUAUCCAAUAACAGUUACCCUGCAGCCCCUUGUGGGUGCCAUUGCUGCAGGUAAUGCUGCAGUUGUGAAACCUUCAGAAGUGAGCUCCCACACAGCCAAAGUUAUGGAGCUCCUGUCUCUCUACCUGGACCCUGAGAUGUAUCAGGUGGUGACAGGAGGGGUUGCAGAGACCCAGGAGCUGCUGAAGCAGCGUUUCGACCACAUCUUCUACACCGGGAGCAGCACGGUGGGGAAACUGGUGAUGGAAGCUGCAGCUCAUCAUCUCACACCAGUGACUUUAGAACUGGGAGGAAAAAGCCCCUGUUAUAUUGACAAGAACUGUGACAUCAGAAUUGCCUGCCGCCGCAUCACUUGGGGGAAGUACAUGAACUGCGGCCAGACCUGCAUUGCACCUGAUUACAUCCUCUGUGAAUCCAGCAUUCAAGACAAAGUGAUUAAUGAGAUCCAGAAAUGUAUCCAGGAGUUUUAUACGAAUGACCCCAAGAGCUUUGAAGACUAUGGACGAAUUAUUAACCAGCGGCAUUUUAAGAGGAUAAUGGCACUUACAGAGGGUAGCACAGUGGCUAUUGGAGGAGACAGCGAUGAAUCAGAGUGUUAUAUUGCUCCUACUGUUUUGAGGGAUGUUACACCAGGAUCUAAAGUGAUGCAGGAAGAGAUCUUUGGGCCAAUUCUCCCCAUCGUUAUUGUUAACGGCUUAAAAGAAGCCAUUCAGUUCAUCAACGAACGAGAAAAGCCUUUGGCACUCUACAUUUUCUCUUCCAGUAAAAAGGUCAUUAAACAGAUGAUAUCAGAGACAUCUAGUGGAGCUCUGGUAGCCAAUGACUGUCUGGUGCAUUUCACCAUAAGUGAUUUGCCUUUUGGUGGGGUUGGGAAUAGUGGAACUGGUUGCUACCAUGGCAAAUACAGUUUCGAUCAGCUGAGUCACCUUCGCAGCUGUCUUAUUAAGAAGCUGAACAUGGAGGGAGUGAAUCAGAUGCGCUACCCACCCCAUACAACGGAGAAGUUACGCUGGGCCCGUGUUUUACUCUUGAAGCAAGUUAAUCUGGCUCGCUGGCGUCGGGUGGCUCAGGUUGCUAUGUUCGCUGCACUGGCAGCCUUUGUGGUGCAGAGGUUUUUGCGGCGAUGAGGACAACCUGAAGAAUGUUAAUAUGUCCAGCACUCAUCGUUUAAACAGAAGAGCCUCUUAUGAUCUUGUGCACUCUUUUGAAUCAGAUCAUAUAGAUUCAUGUCUUCAUGUCAUGUUCAUAUCAGAUUCAUGUCAUAGAACUCUUGGUAAUGUUUUAUAAUAGCUUUAAUUCAUUAGUCACUAGAAAGCAUUAUAAAAUGAAGUAAAAAGUUUUAUCACCUGAAUUAUAUAAAAUGUAUAAAAGCUACAAUAAAUGAACCCAUGUUUUACUAU